AUAGAAUCCCCCGUUGCUAUGGCUCCCGGAUUGCGUCCACACGCAGAGCCGCUGCUGUGAGGGCUGAAGGGAAUCCUGCCGGUCGCUGGAUUUCCCUGACCAGUGAUCCAGAAAAGCGCCAUGGGCCUGAUCACAGAAGAUCUUAUUAGACGCAAUGCUGAACACAACGACUGUGUCAUUUUUUCCCUGGAGGAACUUUCCUUGCAUCAGCAGGAAAUAGAAAAGCUAGAACAUAUUGACAAAUGGUGCCGGGAUUUAAAAAUUCUCUAUCUUCAAAAUAACCUCAUUGGAAAAAUUGAAAAUGUUGGCAAACUCAAGAAACUUGAAUACUUGAACUUAGCAUUAAACAACAUUGAAAGAAUUGAAAAUUUGGAAGGAUGUGAGUGGCUGACCAAACUUGACCUGACUGUAAAUUUCAUUGGUGAGCUGAGCAGUGUUAAAACCCUGAAGCACAACAUCCAUCUAAAGGAGCUCUUCCUCAUGGGUAACCCGUGUGCUGACUUUGAUGGCUACAGGCAGUAUGUGGUGGUGACCUUACAACAGCUAAAGUGGUUGGAUGGCAAAGAAAUAGAGCGUUCUGAAAGGAUCCUGGCAUUGCAGAACUACCCAGCAGUUGAACAGCAAAUCAGAGAGCAGGAGAAAGCUUACUGCCUUAGGCGAGCCAAAGAGAAAGAGGAGGCUCAGAGGAAACUGGACGAAGACCAUGAAGACAAGAAAAAAAGCUGCCCAGGCUUUGACAGGCGUUGGUACACAGACACUCAAGCUGUUUGCCCAUCUUCUGUAGAGAACAAAGACCAUCUCCAGGUACCAGACACACAGGAAGAGGGACACAGUACAAAGAAAUCAGAUGAAAGUGAAGAUGACUUGGCAUUCUGGAACAAACCCUCUUUGUUCACUCCUGAAUCUAGAUUGGAAACUCUUCGACACAUGGAGAAACAACGUAAAUCCCAAGAUAAGUUAAGUGGAGAUAAGAAGAAAGUGAAACCACCCCGGACUUUGGUCACUGAAGAUGGGAAGGUCCUGAAUGUCAAUGAAGCCAAACUUGAUUUCUCUUUGAAAGAUGAUGAGAAACACAACCAGAUCAUCCUGGACCUGGCUGUCUACAGGUACAUGGAUACCUCAUUAAUUGAGGUUGAUGUGCAGCCAACUUACGUUCGAGUAAUGGUCAAAGGAAAGCCAUUUCAGCUUGCCCUUUCUGCAGAGGUCCAGCCUGACAGAAGCUCUGCUAGAAGAUCCCAGACAACAGGGCAUUUGCUGAUCUGCAUGCCCAAGGUAGAAGAAGUUAUCACAGGAGGUCAGCGAACACCCAUGUCUGUGAAAAGCACCAAGGACAGCAGCAGAGAGCAAGCAAACCACAGAAGGAAGCAGAUAGAAAGAUUAGAAGUUGAUCCCAGCAAGCAUUCCUGCCCUGAUGUGACUACUAUAGUACAAGAGAAAAAACACAAACCUAAAAGAAUGGAAUCUCAACCCCAAAUGGUACCCAGUGAGGAAGAUUCCUACUUUGAUGAUAACCCAGAAGUGCCUCCACUAAUUUGAAACAGGAGGGUGUGUAGUCAUUGACCAUGGCCUGGUCAACCCAUGUUGCUUGGUGUCAACAAUGGAUUUGUGUCAUUCGUGGGGUAAACAUAGUUCAUUAUUGUUUUAUCUGAUGUUGUAACUCCUACUUUGCAUAGUGAUAUUCUUAAGUGAGUUUAAAAUUAAAUUGCAUACCUUAAAUAUGCUAAAACUUAUCACUCAUCCAUAAUUAAGGUUAGCUACUGAAAAUAUGCAGUAAUGGAAUAGAACUAUGACAUUCAACAUUAAGAAUAAAUCAUUUAGUGCUUACUAAUGCAGUAGAUUGUGUCAUAUGGAAAAGGACUUGAGAAAAUUGGUCAAACUUGGAUGUUAAAACUGUAAUCUCAGGUCCAGCUGGAAUGCUUUAACAUGAUUUUAAAGUGUUUCCAUUUUUCCUCUUAUGUGUCUGCUUUCUCUAGUGGCAUGAUGUAAUGGCAAGAAUAUGAAUUUUGACAUUAGACACUCUAUAUUUGGAUUCCUGCUGAGUCACUGCCUGAAGACUUUCAGCUGAUCCCCACAUUCCUCAGGGCAGAGUGACUUCAUCUUUCCUGGGCAAGGAGUAAAGCUUUCUCCAUAGGUUGAUCUCAAGGCCAGCUGUGUAAACUCACCCUGCACAGAGCCACUACAGUAUUUCCUUGCUUGCUCAUGUCCUUCUCUCCUUCCUUCAUCUUAUUCCCCAAACUACUCUUCCCACUCUAAUGCCUUCUUCGCUUAUUCCAUAUUCAUGCUAGGAAAGAUGACCAUGAUACCCUCUGAUCUUAAUAUAACAGCAUCCAGACAAGGCUUCCUUGAAUGCUUAUUCAGUGAAUGCUCACUAAGAAAUUCUCAAGGUCAUGAGGAACUCUACAAUGCAGUGGUUUGGAUGUGGUUAAAAUAUGUUUCCUUAGAGGUUCAUGUACUAAGAACUUGGUCCUUUGGGGUGGGGAUAUAGGAAAACAGUAGAACUUUAGUGAAAUGGAGCUGUGUAGGAGGUCUUUAGGUCAGUAGGAGCACUGCCUUUGGAAGGGAAUUCUAGAGACGCUUCCUCUGCAUCACUCCAUGAAGGAGAAGAGUGAGGGUAACCAAGGAAAGAUCUCUGUGUAUGACAGUGAAAGGGAGAGCAUCGGGAUUAAUGAAAGAGGCACCAGAGAUCUGAGUGGCCUUCAAGAGGCUACUGUCAUCAUUCUUUCUCUCAUCCCUGUGACUAAAUACUUGACACACAGCCAACUUGAGGGUCAGAGUUGGAGGAGAUGCAGCCCAUCAUAGUGAGGAAGAUAUGGCAGGAAGUGGCUCUCUCUUGGCAGGACAGUGGUAAUUGCCUUCCCAGCUCUCCCUGGAAUGGGAAGCAAAGAAAGGGUAACAUUGAAGCUCAGUUGGGGGUUUCCUUCUCCCUUGUUUAUUUACUUUAGGAUCCCAGCCUAUGGAUAGUGCCACCCACAUUCAGGGCAGCUCUUCCUCUCUCAGGAAGUCUCCUGUGGGACAUCAGCAUAGACAUACCUAAGGGUGUGCCUCAUUAAUGCA
This is a messenger RNA of Onychomys torridus (southern grasshopper mouse), 3054 nucleotides long. It is a transcript of the gene Dnaaf11, whose product is annotated as leucine rich repeat containing 6. The transcript is spliced from 12 exons. The record is from RefSeq and is a predicted model, not a curated record. Gene Ontology annotation, cellular component: cytoplasm. Gene Ontology annotation, biological process: outer dynein arm assembly. Gene Ontology annotation, molecular function: protein binding. The coding region runs from base 121 to 1536 and encodes 471 amino acids. Lineage: Eukaryota; Metazoa; Chordata; Mammalia; Rodentia; Cricetidae.